Messenger RNA from Varroa destructor (honeybee mite), 1684 nucleotides. It is a transcript of the gene v, whose product is annotated as Tryptophan 2,3-dioxygenase vermilion. Gene Ontology annotation, molecular function: L-tryptophan 2,3-dioxygenase activity; heme binding; metal ion binding. Lineage: Eukaryota; Metazoa; Arthropoda; Arachnida; Mesostigmata; Varroidae. The record is from RefSeq and is a predicted model, not a curated record.
GCAUUUUCUUCGCUCUCUAGGUUGUAUUGGAUGCUGACGUUUCUGCAUAUUAACCAACGAGUCAACGCCAAACAAAUAGUCGUAGGCAUAUUUCAAGACACUAACGAUGGCAGAUGCAGGUCCAGGCUCAUCUAGAUACCCUACCAAGGGGCUGCUUUAUGGAGAAUACCUGAAGUUAGAGAAACUGUUGGCCUGUCAGGAUCCGGUAACGAAGCGUGACGCUGAAGAAGUUCAUGACGAGCAUCUCUUUAUUAUUACGCACCAAGCUUAUGAACUGUGGUUCAAGCAGAUCCUUGUCGAACUGGAUUCGAUCCGACCGUUGUUCGAUACGGAGGUCGUCGAAGAGGCCAAGAUGCUACUUAUCACUCAAAGACUUAAUCGUAUAGUCUUGAUUCUCAAGCUGUUAGUGGACCAAGUGGCCAUCCUAGAAACAAUGACUCCUCUGGAUUUUCUCGAAUUUCGGAACUACCUUGCCCCUGCGUCAGGUUUCCAGAGUCUACAAUUCCGUCUAUUGGAAAACACAUUAGGAAUCAAAAAUGAACAUCGAGUGAACUAUAGCCGUGACCUCUACGUGAACGUGUUUAAUGACCCGAAGGCGAUAGAAAUCGUUAAAAAAUCGCACGAACAACCGUCGCUGCUGUUUCUCAUCCAGCGGUGGCUGGAACGUACCCCGGGUCUUGAGGAAGAUGGCUUCAACUUUUGGGCAAAGUACAAAGCCGUCGUCACUCUAAUGUUGGACCGAAUGGAAGACAAGGGCCAUAAGAAAAACGACACGCAAAUGAUAGAAAAUGUGUGCGCGAAAAGGGCGGUGUUUGCGACAAUUUUCGACGAAUCCCUUCAUAACGAAUUGAUAAAGCGCGGCGAGCGACGGCUAUCACAUAAGGCACUUCAAGGAGCAUUAAUGAUUUAUUUGUACAGGGAUAGUCCUCGUUUUCAUCAGCCCUUCCAUAUGCUAACGCUGCUUAUGGACAUCGAUUCUCUUAUUACCCGAUGGAGAUAUAACCACGUUCUAAUGGUGCAACGAAUGAUCGGUUCAUCGCGAACAGGCACAGGAGGAUCUUCAGGUUACCAAUACUUGCGUUCAACAUUGAGCGACCGUUAUAAGGUCUUUCUGGACCUAUUCAACUUAUCAACUUUCAUCAUACCACGGUCAUGUCUGCCGCCACUGACUCCUUCUAUGACUAGAGCUUUAUCUAUGUCUGAAACUUACGAAGAAAUGGAAAAGUUUUUGUCAUAACAGAAAUAAAAGGUUGACAUCAGACCUAUUCUGAAUCCGGACUCAGAAUCAAAGGCAAACAUUUUAAUAGAAUUUAUUCUAGACGUCUCACCUGUGUGGAUUAUAUCGAACUCUUUUCUUAAUCCUACAUACCUACAAAGUAUUCACAGCUUUGCCACUCCUUCUCAUUCGCACUUUUUACUCCUAUCCUUCUCACUUCGCUAACUCCUAUCCUAUUCUCCCUAUAUUUUGUAACGUUACUAUUAACUUUUUAAAAUUUUCUACUGCUUUAAGGAUUUAUCCGACCCUUUAUGGCUCCUUUCAAAUGCAACAAAAAAAAACUUGUUUUGUAAUCAUUUGUAAGCAACAAGUGUUUUCUAUUUUUGUAGCUGAUAAUAAUACUCUACCUUAGGCUGUAACAAACUCACUUUCUUUGAAAAAACUUAGAUACUCGAGAUGGAACUGCUA